ACGUCGCCAACAGAGAAAGCAGCAGCAGCAGCAGCACCGCCCCCAAACGCCAAUGAACGCAAAAUCAGCACAAGGACGUGCCGCCGCCGAACGAUGACCAGGAAAAAUCGAUAAAAGCACAGGCAAACGGACAAGACAACGGCCGGAAGUGCAUUUUGUGCGUGCGUGUGUGUGUGUGUGAGUGUUGGGCGUAAUAGAAACAGUAAAAAACGAGCAGCAUGUUGGGGAAAUUGUGCAAGAAAAAUAUGUAGUUUUUGUGCUAACACGAAACUCAAAGGAAAGGCGACACAAAAUGGUGGGCAAAGGUUCGAGCGGCCUGUCCGUCGAUAUGAGCACAGGGACAAAGGAACGCCCUGUUUUCAUACCACCGCGAAAGCGUCAACAAACAAAAACUGAGGCCAAGAAGCAAAACUAUGUGGACCAUAUAGUCAGUGUGCAGCAAAAUCGACCCAAGCUGUCGCCCUCGAAUCCCACCCUCGAGGAGGAGCUGCUAAAGUCUAAGUUGAUUAUCAAGAACAAGCAGCCACUGCCACAGCUGCCGGGGGAGUUGGGUGUGCCGAAUGCCCAGGAUACGAUUGCCAGCACCCACUCGGCCAGCUCCACGCAGCAUAGCAAUAAGUCGGCCCGCUCUACGACCAACAUCAAUGAGCUGCAGAACUUCGAGUCGAUCUCACAGGGCACCAAGUCCACAUCGCAGCGGCAUGAGAGCAGCACAGUGACGCCCAGCAGCUGCUGCUACUCGGAGAGCAGCCUGGACGCCAAAAUAAGCAAGAGCCACGAUUGCCUCAGCAAUCGGUCGUCGUCGAAGAAGAGGGUCAACAUACGGACCGCAGAUCUGCCCGUGACGGCACGGAAUCAACGCUCAUCGCCGGACAUAGCCAACUACGAGGAUCUGGAAUCGGGGGAGACCAGUGUCCUGAAUACGUACGAUCAUAGCCUGGAGCGGUAUCAGGCACGGAAGGCAGCCGACGGCGGCAACUAUCUGACCAUGACGGGCACCAUCAAGCGCGGCAGGAAGAAGGGCCAGUCCAUUGAUCUGCAGAUCAACAUAAGUCGCGAGGAGCUGGAGCAACUGAAUGCCCAUGCCAUGGCCAAUGAGUCGCAGAAGGGUCGCAGCCUCUGCUGCACCUGCAGCUGUGCCAUCGGGCUGCACAUCUUCCUCAUCUCUCUGCUCUGCCUGCCGUUUGUAACGAUUAUUUCGGCGGUGUACUCCUUCUACAUUGGCACCCUCACCUGGUACAACAUGUUCAACUAUUACUGUGAGGAGAAGUCGUAUCUGCACAAGAUCUUCGUCACACCGCUGCUCUUCUUGGCCUAUCCGCUGGCCAUAGUUCUGUGCACCUUUGGCUUGGGCCUUUACUCCGGUUUCCGGCAGUUGAGUCUGCAGUACAGCAGCUGGGUGAACGACAUCACGGACAUUGAGAAGGGAUUCUAUGGCUGGCUGUGUGGAUUCCUCCACAUGCCCGACUGUAGUCCCUACGAGGUGGUCAUACUAACCGAUAUCUGUGUGGCGCCGCAGGAUCCACAGCGUCUGCACAUAAACAAGCCCCGCCAAGAGUUAUCCAUGUAGAGGGGGAAAUCGUCGAAUGAGGGGUGCCAGUAAACGGUUUAAUUUAUAGGAUUUACUGGACCAGCGGCGGCGGUUUCGAUAUUUCGACCAUGAGUGUGAUAUAAAAAACGUAAAAAGAAAUGAUAUAUCUCUGAAAAUCUACUCGUACGAGACACAAACUUAAGUUUCCUUUGGCCAAAUUUGUUCCUUUUACUUGAAUGCAAUUGCAGCUUUAGAGAACAGGAAUAUAUAGGUAUAUACACCACAUACCCCAUAGAUAUCAAAGCUAAACCAAACAUAAUCCAAGCCCUAUAGAGACUAGCAUUUAAGUUACUAGAAAAACAUCUAACACUCGCACAGAAACAAACAACAACCUCUCAAGUUUUCGGUGCCAUAUAGCCUUGCAAAUCAACAAUAAUCUCCCAUAUAGAAUAUAAUUAAUUGUUUUCCGAAUGAAUUGCUCAAAAAAAUGGUUAGUGUCAUUCUGAACAGGUGUUAAUUGAUUUACAAAAUUUACUAACAAUAACUAUAACUACUAUUAUCUCGUGUUUAACGAACUGUAAACUAAUUUCCCCACCCCCAUUAAAAAGCAGCGCUUUUUCGAAUUAAGUUACUAUUUUUAGUACAAAAACAAUAUAAUUACAGAGUCGAUAUAUUAUCUUUAUAAUGAUAUAGAAAGAUUACCCUGGGCGAUAAAAUGAAAACCUUUGAAUGUACUUUCCGCGAGACAAAAAUUAGGUAUAUAUGUAUAGGUAUAUAGAUCACUUUGUUAUACUUAGAUUUAGCAAU
Messenger RNA from Drosophila persimilis, 2338 nucleotides. RefSeq lists its product as uncharacterized. The record is from RefSeq and is a predicted model, not a curated record. Bases 293 to 1570 code for a protein of 425 amino acids. NCBI's taxonomy places the organism in Eukaryota, Metazoa, Arthropoda, Insecta, Diptera, Drosophilidae. The transcript is spliced from 2 exons.